This is a messenger RNA of Aquila chrysaetos chrysaetos, 12622 nucleotides long. It is a transcript of the gene DNMBP, whose product is annotated as dynamin binding protein. Bases 7000 to 11589 code for a protein of 1529 amino acids. Gene Ontology annotation, molecular function: guanyl-nucleotide exchange factor activity; protein binding. Gene Ontology annotation, biological process: intracellular signal transduction. The record is from RefSeq and is a predicted model, not a curated record. The transcript has 18 exons. Gene Ontology annotation, cellular component: cytoplasm. Lineage: Eukaryota; Metazoa; Chordata; Aves; Accipitriformes; Accipitridae.
GGACCGGGGAGCUGCCCCGGGCCGCGCUGGCCGGCCCGGGGGUGGCGGGUGCCCCUGGCUGGGGUGCUGCUAGCUCGGGUGGGUGCUGCUGGCUCGGGUGGGUACUCUCCCCUCGUGCCAGCAGCCGGGCUGCGGCAGCGUGUGGCCCCUCCAGCCCUGCGUGCCCAGCUGGGUGCUCGCCGUGCGCCGCCGGCUCCGGCUCCGUCCCAUGGCGCCCACGCUGCCCUGGGAGCACUUCGGGCACCUCGGCAGCGUGGAGCAGCUGUGGGGUACAGCGGGAGCCGCCCGUCUGCUCCCCACAUAGCGUCCGGUGGGAUGUUGGUCUCUUAAGCCAGGUCUGCGCAGCCAGCGGUAACCCGGGGUGGUCAGCCACCCGGCCUGCAUGCAGCUGGUGGUAGCUGGCAUUGCCUGGACAUCUUGUUGCAGGGGAGCACCUGGCCCUGUAGAAACAGUGCAGGUAUAUGGGGCCUGGAGUGGUCUGGCACCAUGAGCUUGGGGCGGUAGCACUGGUGAAGGGUGGCACGGGUGGUUGCACACAGAGAGCAGAAGCUCCAGGCUGCAGCACUGCGCCUUCCCCCGGUGCUCCUCUGAGAACAUCUGCUCUGCUUGCGCCAGCCUGAGAAAAGAAACUCACGAGAGUUCCCUGUUUGUUCUAACUCCAGCAAAUCCCAAUCCCUCUGUGUCGCUGCCAGCCUGACACUGGUGCCUUGUACUUUAACAGAGAUGGACUGGAGGUGCUUCCUCCAGUGGCCUUGCCAGGGGAGGGAGGCUUGGCUCACCCUCAACAGCUUCUGAGAGGUGGCUGCUGCUCAUGUGCUGACCCUUUUGCUGAUCCUGAGCGGUGACUCAGCUGAUCCCGUCCUUGACACAAUUUGGCCUGAGUUCAAACACCUCACUGCCACCAUUCCUGGCAUUUGAAGUACUCCCCCCGUCUCUGUCCUUUCACAUCUCGUUCUCCUUGCCAUAGUACCUAGGAAGCCUCUAAUAUCAUAAGCAUUAACAUCUGUUUUGAGGUUUGUCAUGUUUCAAUAACUUUCAGUUUCUUCUGAGAAGGCUUGCUCCCCCCAUGCCUCUGCCAUUCUCUCCUUUGCUUCCAUUGCAAUUCUAUCUUUUCCUCUGCAAAAGGCCUGAGAAUGUUUGUCGAUAGAGAAUUUGCUGGUUUGCAGAUGCUUUGCCAAAUACAGCCUCUGUACCGUGCUACGAGACGUCACCAUCAUCCCCCUCAUCUUGACUCACUCCUCUGGCUGCAAGUCGUUCUGGGCAUUGUGUCUAAAUGUGUCCUGCUUGUUGGCGAGGUCCUCCAUAGCACCGAUAAUGCCCACACUUCCAAGUUGGCUGCUUCUGCUGUUCUGUUCUUGAAAUCCUCUGCUCUGCCAAGGCCAAAGGUUUCAGUUCUCUCUCCAGCUGCUCUGCUUAGGAUUAGAAGGACGUUAAAAACUAGUAUGAACAUACAACAAUUUUAGAGAAAUGUUAACUUGGCAAUAGGACGGGAGGAACUGAGCAGUAGGGGAGAGGAAAGGAGUGACACUCGGAGCCUUGCAGAGCACCGGCUCUGCUAGCUGUCAUGGGAAGCGUGGCUGUGUGAUGUCUCAGGGUUCUGUGUGCAGUUGAGGUGUCCCUGCAGUGAGUGACUGUUCAGACAGACUUUGUGACGGUGGUGAUGUGAGCUUGGGCGGGACACCCUGAGUUGUGCUUACCUUAGCACUCCACUACCUUAACUGAUAAUUUCCCCUCGACCUCCAGCAAAAGUAUUUUUCUGAUGACGUUCUAAGGAUUGCUCAACCCCACUUAUGAGCGACACAGCUUUUACUUUGUCUUGUUUUUAGAACCUUUCUGUUAGGAAAUAAAAUCUAUUGCUUGCUUCUCAGGAGCACGUCAGGGCUCUGAAAGGACGAGGUCCACAUGAUGCCAGGUAUCAGCAGAAUCCCUGCUGGGGAUUUAGAUUCUUUGGAGAUAAUGAGCAGCGUAGAACAGGAGCAAAGGUGAGCAAAGAGCAGAGCUUCCAAGUCAAACUCAAGUAAUUUCUAGAUUUCUGGACUCCCUGCCCAGCAACCAAAGCAUCGUACUGGGCUUCUGUCCAAAAGCUAUCUUGAAAAAUAUUGUUCAGGGUGCAAAUUCAAGUGCUCCAGGGUUAAGGAAUGUCCUUGUAGCCCCAGUUGAACCUGUUUUGAAUAUGUACUCAAGGUGAAACGACUAAUUUUGUAAUUGUAUACUAUUUACUCCAGUAGCUCAGUCACAGGUACCGCACAGUGGAAGUGGUGCUGCUCUUGAGGUUUUGUCUGUUCCUUAUUCUAAGUUGUAUUGUUUUAGCCUGUCUGCAAAAACAGCAAGAGAGACAACCGUGUGCCUUGGGGUGGGAGGAGACAGGUCUCGGUAAUAGAGUCUGUAAGGUGCAUGCAGCCACUCCAUACAGAAUUUGGGAAAGUGUUGUCUCCUGAGCUGAUGAUCUGGCCUUUGCAUGCUUCAGUCCCCAGUGCCAGAGAUUAAAUAUCCAUCACGGUCUCCUUGCUCACAUGUUGUGGCAAGGUGUUCUGCUUUGCAUUAAAAAUUGAUGCUGUGCUCUAGUUUCCAGAUGACUUUCAUUUGCUUGCUGCCUGGCCCAGCACGAGCUCCUUUUCCUUCCUCCUUCCUUACCCCACGCACAUGCCACCAGCCUGCCCACAGCCAUGUCCUGCAACGGAGCAGGUGAGAACACUGUGACAACCAGGGCCCAGCUGGAGAGAAGUAGUAGUGGUUUGAAUGUCUUGUGUGCUACAGGGCAGAGCUCCAGUGGCAAACACCCCAAACUGUCACACAUGUGUGGUGGGAGGCCAGAGCUUGCUUAAGCAGCCCUUGCCCUUGGUGGUCCUGCUUCUGGAGGGCUUGAUGAUCCAACCCAAAGGUAUUCCUUUCAAUGAUUUUUGGUAUAUCAGGUCACAGACAAAGCAAAAGAAGCUAUUUGUUUUUAAAGUGAGGAGAUUCCUCUUCCUCCUGGAAGCCAUAUGGGGUUAGGAGGUGGAGUGCAGAAGAGAUCUCAUGUUUCCCACUGUGUGAAGCUCAGCAGGGCGGCUCUUUGGGAUCUGCCGAGACAAGUGGCACAUCCUGAUGAGAGGCUGCAGCAGUCACCGUUUCCCUGGUGGGAGAAGGCUCCGCUCCUCUGCACCAUUAGUCGGGUUUUUGCCCAGCUUGCUGCAUUGUCCUUUCUGUCGGGAUUCAUAGGGUCAGCUCUGUGGUUUGCUAGAGCCGCAGUCCCUGCAUUGGCACUCUCUCCAGCCAGGGCACAGGCGGCCUGGCUCAACAGGGUAUUGUUUAUCCCACCCAGGAAUGUGCAGGCGAGCAAGGACCUCCAGGAGCUUACAGAGCAACACGUUCUGCUCUGAGCAGGGGGAGUGACUGGGGGUAGCGGCAGCUCUGAAGGCUGGUGUGAGCGGUCAGGGCAUGCUCGUGUGCAGGCAGUGUCCUACCCUUGAAGUGCGGAUGAGGACUGUGCUGGCUGUGCAGAUGCAGUGGGGUAAGGAGGAGGGAAGUCCAGAUUUGGAGACCACGGGGAGGAACAGAGGAAAAGGGUAGGAAUGCCUCCGCAUGUAGUUAGUAAGCUUCUGUUCUUGACACAAUGGCAUGAGAAGCCAAGUGUCACUCCUGGUUUCUUCCCACUGCAUAUUAGGUACCAAUCCUGCAGCAGUGAGAGCUGCAGCAGAUCUCUUGUCGAAGCUAGACCCAGCAGCUGGAGGGUGCACUGAAUGGGGCCAAGGGGCAUCUCUGUCUCUGGGGGUGGAUUGUGUUUUCAGUGAACAGGCAUUGAGCUAUAUAUAAUGAGUGGAAGGAGGCAUGAAAAGACCUAGGUGAAAUGCAUGGCAUUUUUCAAUUUUAAAAAAAGAUCACUGGCAGUAUUUGUUUAAUAUUUUUAAUAUUAAUUUAUUUAAUCAUUCUGCAACAGACUUGGCUUUUGUGCAUUUCUGGGAAUCUGACUCCUUCCUGGUCUACCGCUCAGGCAGGCUCUAAGGUUUUUAUAGAGAUUGAAACAUCUGCUGCACAAGAAUCCACUUGUCCCUCUUGUGCAAACCAAGUGUGCCUGUGGAAGCCCACACUGCACGUUUUGGUCUGCUUGGUGAAAUGUUAGUUUUUCGGUUACAGUGCUGUCAUGCUGACCAUAGCCAGUUUGAACAGCGCUGCUUCUUGAGUGAGAAGCGGAAAAGUAUUAUUUAGAGGGAAGCAAGUGGUGAUAGCGCCUGUGAAGUUUGGUUUUCCUGCUAAAUUUGUGGCACCUAUCCAUUACUGCUUUUUAUCUCAUGAUCUGAUCAGCGCUUUGGGUAUACCACCGGAUUAGCUGUCUGCAAACCCUUUGGGUCUCUCCUUUUACUGGGGCUAAUACUUUUUGUAAUCAGCCUAAAAUGGUCUCUUCAUCUUGCUGCCUUCUCUUUUAAGUGCUUGAAAUCCUUGCUUCAGCACCUUUCAGCAAAAACAGGGAAGACAGAACUCCCAUUUCUAAAGUACAGAAACUCAUCAGAGACUCUUGCUCACCCUUACCAUCAAAAAGAUGCAAAAAGGGCAUUUAUAUCACCAUCUUCAGUAGCUCUGCUUCCAUUUAUGUGAUGGCACUUUGAGCAAGUGCCUGACGAUUAUUCGUGGUGCUGGUGAGUCCAUUAUUUGAGACUUCUUACCCUGCCUAAUUUCAACUGCAAAAAGAGAAGAGGGAUACAAGAAGUUGUCAGAGUCAGCGUGUAAAUGCCUUCUCGUGGCUGCUGUGGCUUGAUACAGUCUGUGCUGACAGUCUCAAAACAAUACUGUAACAGAGUUAAUAGCCGUCAUUUCAUUCUGGUUCCUCCUUUCAUCAGCCCACACUGGACCAGACACGCUCCAGAGCUAAUGGCGAAAUGGGAUAGGCAGUCUUCCAUGGAGGUAAUGUUAAUGUGUGCUGAGCGUGCAUGCAGGCAGGCUGGGGGGAGUGAUUAAUGCCCUGGGAAUCCACUCUCGGCCUUGCUGCACAAUGCUGUUGUGUCAGGCCUGGAGCUUGGCACCAGGCAGGCUGCCGUUGGGCGCCAGGAACACGUUACCUAGUUUGUGCAGGAUCAGGCAGCAAGACAGAGACAGCGUGUUCUCGGCGGGGCUAGUUCGCUGCUGCGCUGCAGCUUCAUACUUGCACGGUGAGGCUCUCUUUGGAUGCGGGUCUGCUGCUAGGCGGGGGCAGGAGUCCUGCAGUUCGCAGUUCUGACCUCCACCAGCGUGAAGUCCCCGUGUUUGCUCAGUUGUGGAGGAGCCCUCCCUCCCUUCCCCUGGCAGGCAGGGAUCACCCGUCCCUGAGGUGAGAGGGGAUGGUGCUUGUCCAGCCGUCAGGAGCCGUGACUCACUGGGGAUGGAUCACAGGCGGAGCCCGGCUCUCCCUGCAAUCUGCUCUUCCUGCUGGAGCCUCUGUGUGAGCUGUUGCUGAAUGUUUGUUUUCACCAGAUCUGGGGUGGAUCUGGGAGAAGCUCGGGUCCACCGUUAAGCCUGAAGAGCUGGACUCAGUAAUACUGUUUCCUGUCUGGAAGGUGCUGGGAGGCUUCCUUCUCCAGGUGGGCGUUUGGAGAAAACGUUGGCAGGCAGCACACCAUGGAGUAAGGCAAGGCCAAGGUCCUGGAAAACGUAAUAUUUUGUGUUCAAUUCAUGUUACAGAGCAGGCAAACCCCACAAGACUGAUUCACUGCUGUCAAAUGCAGGGGCAUACUGUCUAGACUCAGAUGGAGUCAGGGAGGGAUCCUGCUCUUCUCAGUACUGCUGAGGGAACAUGAGCUUGUUGGGAUUCUUUUUUUGGCACUUUCAGAAGUUACUUCAUGCUUUCUUACCUCAUGGGCUGGCUCUCAGGGAAUGCUUUUCACAUGAAUACGUUAGUGCCCGUGUUUUAUUAUAACUGCAAUUAAUAUAUACAUGGUGGAACAAUUGCAACCCUGCCUGCCCUUCUUGAUCUUCUGUCUCAUUGGAAAAUCUUGUACAUUUUAAUGAAUGAGUCCCCAGAGCUGCAGGUGAGUUAAGGAAGUGACACGGCUGUUUUCAGGGGCAGGAUCUGAGCCUCAGGCAGUGGGAGGGCCGGAUCCUCAGCCCCAGUGACUGCAGCAAAGCCAGGGUUUGGGUCAGCAGCGCACAUGCUGCAAUCCUUGCACUUCUCAGCCCACUCUUAUGUUACACCUUUGGCAGAAGAAAUGCAAGAAAUCACACUGUAUUAUCAUGUGCUCCUGGAGAAACCAACGCGAGGCAGCAGUUAUGCCUGUAACAUUUUUUUCCUCCUUUGUCCGGUGUGGCUGUGAAGUUUGCAUAUUCAGAGUAUGCCAAGGAUUUCUAGGACCUUGAGCUCAGUCGUGCCCUGUGCCGUGAGAGUUGGCAGCCUGUCUGCGGGGUGGAGGGCAGCCCCAGGCGCCUGCAAGGGGCUGCUACUGCUGCGCCUGUUGCUGCUGCUCUCCUGUUCCCAUCAGAGCAUGCAGCAGCACGUCCCAGCCACCCCACCUCGAACAGCGCAAGGCUCCUUCCUUGUCUUUAGUAUUUCCAAGCUAAUUGAUGGCUCUUCCAUCUUUUUCCCAGCUCCACAUGGUCUUGUUUUUAAUACUGUUACUCCUUCUGCCUCAGUAGGUUCCUGCUACCCUGAAUUGCAGCUCUUUGUGCUCCUGAUUCACUCCAGUCCAUUCAUCUCUUUUUGGUGGCAAAGUGCUGUCGGCUGCUGGAUAUUGGGCUCUUUGUUUGUACAGCCAGCACAACGCUGGUGACAAAGGGACAGCCUGUGCCCCAAGGAGCCCACGUGCUACGGGGAAGACAGUGAAGAGCAAUAGGAGUGACAGACGGGACAGCAGAGGAGGUGAGUCGGACUGGAUAAACAGAGCAGUCCCGUCAGCAGAAAGCCUUUCCCUGGCUGGGUCCCCCACUGGCACUCUCACUGGAAGUUGGCUGCACCUCGUCAGCGGGGAUGUUUUUCUCCUCCCUCUGUUAGCUUCCCCUCUUCCUGACUCUCCGGGGCUCAGCCUUAGGCACUGAUCCACCUUCAGACCCCGCGCAAUGGAGGCUGGCUCCGUGGUACGAGCAGUCUUUGAUUUCUGUCCCAGCGUCUCUGAAGAGCUGCCCCUCUUCGUGGGAGAUGUCAUCGAGGUACUGGCCGUGGUGGACGAGUUCUGGCUCCUCGGCAAGAAGGAAGGUGUCACAGGGCAGUUUCCUAGCAGCUUUGUGGAACCUGUGGAUAUUCCCCCUUUGAAGCAGGGAGAAAAACUGUUUGUUUGUACCAGUGACUUCACAUCUCAAGAGCCAGGGAGCUUGUCAUUGCAGAGAGGAGAUCUGGUGAUCCUGGGUGGGUCCCUGGCCUCCAGCUGGCUCCAGGGCCGAAGCAGCUGGGGUUCCAAGGGGUUUUUCCCCUCAUCAUGUGUGCGGGAGCUGUGCCUUUCAGUUCGGAGCCGUCAGCUGUCCCAGAGCGCUCUCCUGGAGGUGCCUGCCUACUCACUGGGCCAAGCCCGGGCCCUGAUGGACCUCUCUGCUCAGCUGGAGGAGGAACUGGACUUCAGGGAAGGGGAUGUGAUCAACAUUGUUGGUGUCCCAGAACCUGGCUGGUUUGAAGGUGAGCUCAGAGGCCACAGGGGCAUCUUCCCAGAGGGUUUUGUGGAACUGCUUACUCCUCUGCGAACGUCAGGAACCUCAGUGGAUCCAGAGCCCACAGGGAUUUGUGACACCAAUGGGACAGUGGAGAUGCCCCACAAGGAGGAGGAGGAGGAGCCAGGGAGCACUUACGGUGUUGCCCUCUAUCAGUUCCAAGCCCUGGAGUCCAAGGAACUGGAUUUUGAUGUGGGUGACAGGAUUCGGAUCAUAGGCAUUCUGGAGGAUGGCUGGCUGGAGGGGGAGCUGAGGGGGAAACGUGGCAUCUUUCCACACAGAUUUGUGAGGCUGGAAGUGUCUGAGGCUUGCAGGGAAAAGGCAGGUGCUGGGGAUCCCCAAGGUGGAGGCAGCUGUGGAGUGACCAUCCAUCAAGACUCGGAAAGCACCUGCUCCAAAGCUCUUCCUUUGCCAGGGAAAGAUGGCAGGGACAAGGAGGAUGGCUCGGCUGCACACCCUGAGCCUGACGCCAUUUUGUCUCACAAGGCAGGGAUGUCAGAGGGUCCUCUUGGCACUGACUUGAGACAGCAUCAGGCCUUUCCCAGCACAGGACACCAAGAGCCAUGUCCCAAAGGCACAGCAGACUCCAUCCCCUUUGACCACACGAAGACGGUCAAUGGCCUUCUCCCCUCUGCUCAGCUGCCUCCCCAAGGGGGCAACAGACCUGGCCAAGCCAAUGAGUUGGAGCCUGGGAGGACCGUUUCAGCCUCCCCAGGAAACUCAGAAACUCACACCCUGCCUGAGCAUGAUGGAGACAGUCCCACUGUACCCUCGCAGGCACCCCACUCCCCCCGAGAUCCUUGCAGGAGCCAGACGAUUUCUUCUCCCAACAGUUGGGCAGCAUCCGAGCCCCAGGAGAGCCAGAGCAGUGGCCAGGACGUGGAUGAUUGGGUGGAUGGUCAACAGGAGAAGUCCAAACCCUGUUCCUCCAGCUUGGGAGCUGCCCAGGUGGGCUUGGACACAUGGGCUGGGAGCUGGGGGGAAUGCUGCCCGCUCACAGUGCAGGGGGACAGCUGCACAGACCUCGACUCCAAACUGACAGAACAACUGGCACAGUUUGAGAAGAGUCUGUCGAGUACCGGCUCUGAGCAAGACAAGGUCUCCCGCCACUUCUCUAUCUUGGACUACAGCUCUGAGAAGGACAUUGUCCGUGGGUCUCCUGAGUGUGUCCCCCAAGUCAGGCAGCCAGAGAGGAGGAAGGCCCUGAGGCCACCUCCUCCUCGGCCCAGCAGCCUUGCAACAACCCCUGUGCACACGCUGGGUGGCCAGGUGCCCAAAAGCAGAUCUCUGUCCUUCUCGGUCAAGCCCUCCCGGCCUGCGCCCCGGCCUCCUUCAAGCAACCAGCGGAAAAACGUGACCCCUGUGCAGCUUCAGCCCAGCACUCAGGAGCAGCGGGUGGAGGAGGGACGUGAGGACUUGACACAGGCAGGAUCAGCUUCCCCCAACUCCAUUCUGCUGACAAGGAUCAGAGAGGUAGAGCGAGACCUGGAGGCUUAUGGCAAGACCCGCGCUGAACUAAGCCUGAUGCUGGAGGAGCAGCAGGAUGAGCUGGUGAGAGCAGAGACCCUGGAAAACCUUGAUUUCUGUGACUCCAACAUUGAGAGCCUCAGCGUGGAGCUGCAGGAGCUGAGAGAGAUGACUCUCCUGUCCUCCCAGACACCAUCCCUGGAGACCUCCUCGGCUGCCACUGAGAGCCCAGAGCAAAGGAUGCUGGAGAAGAGGUCCAAGGUUAUUGAGGAGCUGCUCCAGACAGAGCGGGACUAUAUCCGAGACCUGGAGAUGUGCGUGGAGAGGAUCAUGGUGCCCCUGCAGCAGGCACAGAUGCAGAACAUAGACUUUGAGGGUCUUUUUGGAAACAUCCACGUGGUAAUUAGCUUCUCCAAGCAGCUGCUGUCCACCUUGGAGGCUUCAGAUGCCAUCGGGCCAGUGUUCCUGGCACAGCGUGAAGAGCUGGAGAACGUCUACAGGGUGUAUUGCCAGAACCAUGAUGAGGCCAUUGCACUGCUGGAAACCUAUGAGAAGGAUGAGAAGAUGCAGAAACUACUCCUGGAUCUGCUGGAUAGCCUCAGGAGCCUGUACAGUGAGUGGGGCUGCACAAACUACAUUAACCUGGGCUCCUUCCUCAUCAAGCCAGUGCAAAGGGUGAUGAGGUACCCACUGCUCCUGAUGGAGCUACUGAGCGCCACACCCGAGGCUCACCCUGACAAGGCACCACUCACAGCUGCUGUCCUCGCAGUCAAAGAAAUCAACGUCAACAUCAAUGAAUACAAGCGCCGGAAGGACCUGGUGCUAAAGUACCGGAAAGGGGAUGAGGAUAGCCUCAUGGAGAAGAUCUCCAAGCUCAACUUCCACUCUAUCAUCAAGAAAUCCAACCGUGUGAGCAGCCACCUCAAGCAUCUCACAGGCUUUGCACCCCAGCUGAAGGAUGAAGCCUUUGAAGAGACAGAGAAACAUUUCCGGAUGCAGGAGCGGCUGAUCAAGUCCUUUAUCCGGGACCUUUCCCUCUACCUGCAGCACGUUCGAGAGUCGGCUUGCAUGAAGGCGCUGGCAGCAGUGAGCAUGUGGGACCUGUGUACAGAGAAGGGCAGUGGGGACUUGGACCAGUUCCAGAAAGUGAAUCGGCUCAUCAGUGACCAGCUCUUCUCCAACUUCAAAGAACGGACAGAGCGACUGGUGAGCUCGCCCCUGAACCAGCUGCUGAGCAUGUUUGCGGGGCCCCACAAGCUGGUGCAGAAACGCUUUGACAAGCUCCUUGACUUCCACAACUGCACGGAGCGAGCGGAGAAGCUGAAGGACAAGCGAACACUGGACGAGCUGCAGUCAGCCCGCAACAACUACGAGGCCCUCAAUGCCCAGCUGCUGGACGAGCUGCCCAAGUUCCUGCGCUUUGCCAAGGAGCUGUUUGCCAGCUGUGUGCGGGGCUAUGCUGAGGCACACUGCGACUUUGUGCGCCUGGCCCUGGAGGAGCUGAGACCCCUGUUGUCGUUGCUGAAGGUGUCUGGCAGGGAGGGGAACCUCAUUGCCAUCUUCCAGGAUGAGCACAGUCGAGUCCUCCAGCAGCUCCAGGGCUUCACCUUCUUCCCAGAGUCCCAGGCAGCUCCCAAGAAGCCUUUUGAAAGGAAGAGUGUGGAGCGGCAGUCCGCCCGGCGGCAGCCCCUUGUCGGCUUGCCUAGCUACCUCCUGCAGUCAGAUGACAUUCGAGCUGCCCUCCUGGCCCGCUAUCCCCCAGACAGUCUCUUCCAGGCAGACCGCAAUUUCAAUGCUGCCCAAGACCUGGAUGUCUCACUGCUGGAAGGAGACAUCGUGGGUGUCAUCAAGAAGAAGGACCCCAUGGGCAGCCAGAAUCGCUGGCUCAUAGACAACGGGGUGACCAAGGGCUUUGUGUACAGCUCCUUUCUGAAGCCCUACAACCCGCGCCGUAGCCAGUCAGAUGUCUCUGUGGGCAGCCACUCUUCUAACGAGUCAGAGCACAGCAGCUCCUCUCCCCAAAGCAACACCACGCUGACCUUCAGCCCCAGCGGGGCGGCCAUCACCUUCACUCAGAAACCCCAGCAGGACUCGGUCUCCCCAGCAGACCCAUACCAGUCCCCGCAGCACCCCUCAGAGACGGACUGCCCCUCUCUGCCCCAGCUUGGCUCUGGUGACAGGACAGCCCCGCUGGAGGCUAGUAUGGUGAUGUCUCAGCGCCGCUACAGUCGCCCCGAGCUGGGCUGCAGCCCUGGCUCUCGCAAUGGUCACCCUGCCAAAGCGCAUCUCAGGCCUGCGCCCUCAGUGGAGGACAGAGACUCUGGGCUGGAGAGCAGUGAGUCAGAGGGCAACCAGGUCUAUUACGCUCUCUACACUUUCAAAGGCCGCAACACCAACGAGCUGAGUGUGUCAGCUAACCAGAGACUCAGGAUCCUGCAGUUUGAGGACAUCACGGGCAAUCGGGAGUGGUGGCUGGCUGAGGCGCAUGGGAAGCAGGGCUAUGUGCCCUCCAGUUAUAUCCGGAAGACAGAGUACACGUGAGGUGGCAGGGAGAAGCCUGCACCCUGUGCCUUGUUCCUGCCAGCACUGCCAGGGGCCUCGGGGAGGCUGACCAGCCCUGCAGCCCCCACUGCUUGCCCUGAGGCUGCAUCCCUCGCAGCCCUGCAGUGCUCCUGGGCCCCACCACACUGGCUGCCACCUCCCCUUCUGGGGAGGAAGAAGGGUGGGCUGGCAGGGCAGGCAGGAGCAGCUUGUGUGAGGGCAGGGAUGAGUUCACCUGGGCUGUUUGAGCCUCCUGUGUCCAGCCAGGAGCAGGGAAGCAAAGCUUGGGGCCAUGGCCCUGGAGGGUAAGGCUCAACCAAGGCUGAGGAGCUGCUGUGAGUUUAAAUUGUGGAAGGCUAACACUGAGUUUCUGGAGUCCAGCUUUAGCCAAGUAGUGUGAAAAGCAACCCAGGCCCUGUGAAUGUGCUCCCUGUGCCUUCUCGGCAGCAGCAGCAGGAGCCUGGUCUCAUCUGUCUGUGCAGGACCUCAGGGUGGGACAUCUACACACUGCCUGGGGAAGCAGCUCUGAGGUCCACUGGGAGCAGCUGAGCUCCAGGGCUGGGAUGGGCCCAGCCUCUGAAAGCCCCCAUGGCAGGGUCCCUAGCGGGUGCUUCAUCCCCAUGCUGGAUCUCCCAGGGCCUCGGGCCUUUCCAAGUUCUGCUGCUAGCAGCAGCCAUCGGGUUCUCAUCUUCCAGGUGUCUCCAGUGCCCAAGACCUGUCUGCACUGACAUGCCCACCUGGCUGCUCUGGAGUGGGGCAGGGCAGAAGGCAAAGCACAGGCUGUCCUCCAGCCUGAUUUUUUGGGAGGCUCUGACCAGGACUGCCUCACCUGCGCUUUCCUGCAGGGCACUGGAGAUGGUGCUGAUGUUCUGGGAGGGCAAGACCCUCCCCAGGAGGGAUGUGGUGCCCUUUGCCAGGGUGGUGUGUCUUGCCUGCUGCUGCCGUGUCCUGAAGGAGGGAAGCUCCCUUCUCUUGGGACAAUAUUUGUAUCCCCUGUACUGCUGCUCUGUAAAUAAAGAUUUGCCCUUGUGUA